Centropristis striata (black sea bass) is the source of this 2709-nucleotide messenger RNA. Its product is annotated as ubiquitin carboxyl-terminal hydrolase 29-like. Bases 376 to 2262 code for a protein of 628 amino acids. NCBI's taxonomy places the organism in Eukaryota, Metazoa, Chordata, Actinopteri, Perciformes, Serranidae. Gene Ontology annotation, cellular component: nucleus; cytosol. Gene Ontology annotation, biological process: protein deubiquitination; G1/S transition of mitotic cell cycle. Gene Ontology annotation, molecular function: cysteine-type endopeptidase activity; cysteine-type deubiquitinase activity. The record is from RefSeq and is a predicted model, not a curated record. The transcript has 12 exons.
AUUAUCGUGAUUAUUGUCUCUCCUAAACAUUUCCACAAGGAUGUCCACUUCUGAACGACGUUGAGAGCAUUGUGAACGCAGUACACAUUUGACUAAUUAUCUGGAUUUCUUUAUUACAGUGUCAUUGUUGAAAAGGAGCCAAAACAACGCACUGUGGUCCCCGACACCAAAAAGUCCUGGUGGCGUAGGUUGUUCUGUCGUAAGAAGCAGACUCCUGUGGAAGAUGUGAAAGACGACGCACAGACUACAUCUACUGCCACAGAAAUAAGCAGUAUCAACACCAGCGAGGAGUCUCAGCAUGAAGAUGGUGUCCAGGAGGUUUCAUCCGCCCCUGAAACUUUAGCCUCAGCUGCAACUGAGGAUGAAGAAGAAGACAUGGAGUUGUUGUCUUCUUCUAUGUGUUUUUUUUCUUUCAUCAGCAGCAUCAAUGCUGACGAGGAGUCCGAGGAAGGAGCUGGUGUUCAGGAGGCUGAAGAUGAAGAAGCAGCUAGUGCUAACCCCAGCAUCCAGUCUGAAGAUGGUGAAGCUGUGGAGAAGGCUUCAUCCACCGCUGUGAUUCUGGUCUCAACUGAGGAUGAAGACGUACCAGAAGACAUGGAGUUGUUGUCUUCUUCUAUGUGUUUUUUUUCUUUUAUCAGCAGCAUCAACGCUGACGAGGAGUCCGAGGAAGGAGCUGGUGUCCCUGAAGAUGAAGAAGCAGCUAGUGCUAACCCCAGCAUCCAGUCUGAAGAUGGUGAACCUGUGGAGAAGGCUUCAUCCUCCGCUGACAUUCUGGUCUCAACUGAGGAUAAAGACGUAUCAGAAGACACAGAGUUGUUGUCUUCUGCCCCAGAAGAUAAGUAUAUGUCCUUUUCUUUUAUCAGCAGCACCAACAAGGAGUCCAAGGAAGAAGCUGGUGUUCAGGAGGCUUCACCCACCGCUGAAGAUGAAGAAGCAACCAGUGUCAACACCACCAUUGAGCCGGAUCACGAUGAGCCUGUCGAGAAGGCUUCCAGUUGGCUUCACUGGCUGGUGCCUCGCCGUAAGAAACAGAGGGUGGAGACAGAACCUCCAUCUGAGACAGCAGAGAUGGACACAGAUUGCACUGAGGCCCAGCCAUUUAUCAUUCACAGUAAAAAACCCAACCCAAUAGGUCAGGGUGGGAGUAUAGAUGUUGAAACUCUCAAUGCCGAUAUAUAUAGAAAAGUGUUCCUUCGGCAAAAGAAUUUGUUGCAGGAAAAAACCUCAGCCAGCACAGACGUCAUUCCCAGAGAGGAGCUGGUCUGCCUCGGGUUCCCCAACCUGGCGCAGACCUGCUACAUGAACUCCACCCUGCAAGGCCUCCUGACGCUGAGACCUUUUGUUCACGACAUCAUCAAGCAGAAGAAGGUGUGGAUGUCUCACCCCGGAUCUAAAGUCCUCAGACGGUUUGUAGAUGUGGGACACAGCCACUUUAACGGCAACAAGAGAGAGACAAAAAGUGUCCUGGCUGCUUUUAAAGAUGCUGUCGCUGAGUUUAACUCAGAGUUUAAGGACCAUCAGCAGAAAGAUGCCCAUGAGUUCCUCAGCUCCUUGUUGAAUCAGAUGAAGUCUCUGAACUUUGACCUGCAGGAAUCAGCAGUUAACAUGGGCUUCAAUUACACCUGCCCUGUUGAUGCUCACAUCACCUUCCAGAUGUUGAGCACCAGGACCUGCAAAGGAUGCGGUAAACAAUCCAUGAGGGAGGAGGACUACAUCAACCUGUCCCUAGACCUGGUGCAUGGCGGCUCAGUAAACCAGUGUCUAAAGGACUACCUUAAAUUGGACCAGUUGGAGUAUCGGUGUGAGUGUGGUGCAGAGCAGUCAACGCAGCGGCCGUCCUUCUUGACCCUGCCAAAUGUACUUAUCCUGCAGCUGAAGAGAUUCAGCUUCACCAAAACCUACGACCUGGUGAAGGUGCAGAGCCCGGUUGUUUUAUCAAGAGAGCUGCUGGUGAAUCCAGAAUCUAGCGUUGCCGAACAGACAACAACUCGCUACUCUCUGGUGAGCAUCGUCAGCCAUUUAGGAUCCACAGCCAACUCUGGACAUUAUAUUUGUGACGGAGCCUACAGACCGGGAGAUAAUAAAGACCGAUGGCUAACUUACAAUGACAAACACGUCAGUGAGACGACCGGCGCGUCUGUCUGCCACAAUCGCCAACAGACAGCCUACCUCCUGUUCUACGUGAAGCAGGUAAGGCAACAGCUCUUCUCUAUGGACAGAAAUAUGUGUCUUUCUGAAGAAGCGGAUAGACACACACACUAGGGUUGUCAAAAGUAAUCGGUACUCAAAAAAGUAUCGAUACUAAACGUUGUAUCCGGAUACGAUUCUCAUUUUCAAAAGUAUCGAUACCCCCCAAACUUUCGUUUCAAACUGACCUAUUACUGAUGUUAUCGUAGCAUUAAUGUUAGCCGUGUUAUUAUUAGCCAUUAGCCGCAGCUAGCAAUUAAAGGCUGACGUCACUUCCUGCUACUUAUGUCGUUUGUGAGUAAAAUGGGCGGUUUUAGCAAUGUUUGAAAGAAACUGAUAACUUUAGUUAGCUAGCUAGAUAGCUGGCUAACAUUUUCAUAUUUUUUCUGUUGCUUAGAUAAUACCAAAGAGCUGCUUUUGGAACACCAAAAAAACUAAAAUCAGCCUUUCUGGCUAAUUUAUCAACUUUAACCCAUUUAAUUACACCAUAUUUCUUAGUUAUGUAUAAGGCUCUGAAAAUGU